AUGAGUAAAACUGUGGUAUGCCGUUUUACUUGUAUUGUUUUGCAGGUAGUUAUUCGCCGGCUUCCUCCUAAUUUUACUAAGGAUCAGCUAGAAGAACAACUCCAUCCACUUCCAGCUCAUGAUUAUUUUGAAUUUUGUUCCUCUGAUCCCAGUCUUUAUCCCCACCUCUACUCAAGAGCAUAUAUUAAUUUUAGAAAUCCUGAUGACAUCCUUCUUUUUAGAGAUCGCUUUGAUGGCUAUGUCUUCAUUGAUAAUAAAGGUUUGGAAUAUCCUGCUGUUGUUGAAUUUGCACCAUUCCAAAAGAUUUCUAAAAAGAAACUAAAGAAGAAAGAUGCAAAAUCUGGAAGCAUAGAAGAUGAUCCAGAAUAUAGAAAAUUUUUGGAAAGUUAUUGCGCUGAAGAAGAAAAAAUAUGUGCCAACCCUGAAACACUUCUGGGAGAAAUUGAAGCAAAAACAAGAGAACUCAUUGCUAGAAGAACCACCCCACUUUUGGAAUAUAUUAAAAAUAGAAAAUUAGAAAAACAGAGAAUUCGAGAAGAGAAAAGGGAAGAAAGGAGGAGAAGAGAAUCAGAAAAAAAACGGCUAAGAGAAGAUGAGAAACGGAAACGCCGAGAGGAAGAAAGACGCAAAAGAAAAGAAGUUGAGAAACAAAAGAAAAUUGCUGAAAAAGAAAUAAGGAUUAAGCUUCUUAAGAAACCUGAAAAGGGAGAUGAACAAACUACAGAAAAGCACAGAGAAAAAGAAAAAGGUGAUAUUGAAGACAACAAAUGGGAGAAAUCACCAGGACAUGGGAGUUUAAAAUCUAAGCCACUGGAAGUUCCUCUAAAGGAACUUAAGGAAAAAUCACAAAAUGACAGUGAUAAAGAACAAAGAGAUUCAGAGAGAAGAUUUCGUGAAAAAGAACCUGAGAGACAAAGGUAUCGGUUGGAAGAUGGCCGAAAGCACAGAACUCACUAUGAAUUUGACAAAUAUGUGAGACGGAAUGAAGAUGAACCGAAGUGGGAGAAAGGGUACAACCAAGACCGAGGAAAGAAAGUGAACUACAACUACAGCUUCACUGUGGACACAGUAGACAAACUGGGUAAAGAGGACAAGUGUGAUGACAUGGCAUCCAAAAAGGAGCGCAUAAGAAAUAAGGAUCGCCCAGCCAUGCAGCUGUAUCAACCAGGAAUUCGCAUUCGAACACAUAUGGGACCUACAAGUAGGUUCUAUGACUGUGCUGAAAAAACUUCUCAAGAAGUUUAUGACAGAGGUUUUGAGGCAGACAACUCAGCUGGUGGUGGUUCUGAGAAGAGUGAAGAUGUAGAAUAAAAUGGACAUUCAGCUUUAAGAUUUACUGCCCUACAGAGAACUGAAUGUUUUUGGAACUUGGCCGGCAUUGCCAAGAAAAUUCUAGUAGGCAAUCUCAUUCCUUUUUAAAGUUUUCUGUAAUGAGUCUGGUCCUCAUGAAACAUCACAUAACGUAAAUAAGAAUGCGAUUUCUUUUUUCAAAAAAAGGAAAGGACUUGUCAGCCUUGGAAUCAAAUUAAAGCUGGUUCUCUUCUUUCUCCAUGUAUGAGGACAGUAUACUAUCAGCAUAUGAGGAAAAAUAUGUUUUCAAAAUUUCUAUUGAUACAUAUGUAGUUAUUGUAUGUAUUUGUGCUAGGAUUAAUUUCAUACACAUCUCUAUCUUCUAACACAUUCAAAUGUGCACAUCUUUGCAUAAUGGAAAUUGUUUUCCUACAUACACAAAGGGUAUUUUGAUUUGAGAUGUAGGGAAGUAAUUUUGAGACAAUAUUGCUGAAAAUUAUGCUAGAUUUUAGAAUGUAGAGUUUGGAAGUUCUACUAAUUCCAAACAUAUUUUAACUUGCUGUGUUUUGUGCAAAACUUUUGAGAAAUUGCUACAUCUGCUAAACAAAAGGAAUAUUUAAGAUAUUUAUUUCCAGAUACUUUCACUAAAGCAUAUUUACUAUCUUCUACAAAUAACAUUAAUUAUACAUGUGCAGUCCCAAAGGUGCUUUUCAAAUGUCUCCAUAGACAUUUUCACACUCCCAGGUUUGUAUGUACAUAUCUAAAAGUGUUGUCAACAAAAUAUUUUUAUCUGUG
Messenger RNA from Pseudonaja textilis, 2085 nucleotides. The record is from RefSeq and is a predicted model, not a curated record. NCBI's taxonomy places the organism in Eukaryota, Metazoa, Chordata, Lepidosauria, Squamata, Elapidae.